Molecule: messenger RNA, 689 nt
Organism: Pantherophis guttatus
Lineage: Eukaryota; Metazoa; Chordata; Lepidosauria; Squamata; Colubridae
Source: RefSeq, a predicted model, not a curated record
CCUCCUCUGAGAAGCUGCAGCAAUGAAGGCCCUAUCGCUCACUUUCCUCUUCCUCCUUAUUGCAGCCAAUGAAGCCAAAGUAUUUACCAAAUGUGAACUGGCUUCACGUCUGAAAAAGGCAGGCAUGGAUGGAUAUUACGGCUACAAAUUGGGCAACUGGAUCUGUAUGGCCUAUCAUGAGAGCAGAUACAACACCCAAGCUGUGGGGCCACCAAACACGGAUGGCAGUCGCGACUAUGGGAUUUUCCAGAUAAACAGCCGCUGGUGGUGCAAUAAUAACCAGGGCCCUACAGCUAAUGGCUGUCAUAAGCCUUGCAGUGCUUUCACAACUGAUGACAUCACAGAUGAUAUUAUUUGUGCUAAGAGAAUUGUGCGUGAUCCCCAAAGGAUGGAUGCCUGGGUUGCCUGGAGGAACCACUGCAAAGGAAGAGAUCUGUCACAAUGGACUCGUGGCUGCCGGCUCUGAGAUGGAUGAUCCUGCAUUUCUCUUCUGCAUUUCCCUUCCUCCUCCUGUCAUGAAAAUGAUACUACUUCUUAUACCGUAUAACCAAUCUUUCACAAUUCGAUGCGAUGUGUGUACCCCAGAAGCUGGGAAGAACAAGUUUCUUUGCAUACAAAUGAUGAUUUUAAAUCUCUUUUAAACUCUUCAAAUAUUGCUUGAAAAUGUUCAAUAAAAUGAAUAUUCUGCA